AUGUCUCUGGAUUGUGGACUUGCCGCAUAUAAUAUCACCGGCAGUAUUACUACUGGGGUUGACCCUCAGGAUAGAGAAUGGAGUAAACCAGACAAGCUCUCAUUCCGAAUUGGCAGUACCGAGUCUGAAGAUGGCGGCCAGAUCUUUACUGCAGACCGUGUUGUAGCCAACAAGAACUACGCGGGCUCCUGGGAUAACGACAUUGCGGUCAUCAAGCUCAACAAACCCAUCAAGUUCGGGAAGAACGCAAAACCCAUCAAGCUUGGAACCAAAAGUCUCAAAGCAGGGACUAAAUGCAAAAUAGCAGGGUGGGGAGGAACCUCAGAUUCCACAGAAUCGUCGCCUGUCCUGCUGGAUACAACAUUGACAGUUUACGACUUGGAGAAAUGUCAAAAUAUCUACCCCGAUGAGGUCACAACUAGACAGAUUUGUACCUACGACAAACAAACUGGACCUUGCGUUUUUGACUGGGGAGACCCGCUGGUGUACAAGGGGAAGGUGUACGGACUGUUGACUGGGAUCACCGAAUGCCUCGCUUAUCCGGUCGUUUACACGAAUGUGCCUGCUUAUCUUGAUUGGAUCAAAAAUGCCAUAAAGGAGUGA
Molecule: messenger RNA, 603 nt
Organism: Homalodisca vitripennis (glassy-winged sharpshooter)
Lineage: Eukaryota; Metazoa; Arthropoda; Insecta; Hemiptera; Cicadellidae
Product: trypsin II-P29-like
Exons: 4
Coding region: 1-603 (200 amino acids)
Biological process (GO): proteolysis
Molecular function (GO): serine-type endopeptidase activity
Source: RefSeq, a predicted model, not a curated record